ACAGUCCAGGAGAAGGGGAAGUGUUUUAUCCCUCUAUGAAUGACUGAUGCUGUCACUCAGCAAGAGGCUGGCCUUAAGAGAUCCGUCUGAAAACACGCCUUCCCCCUCAUUCCUUCUCUGACAGUCUUGCAGUGAACAUCCAUUCUGUGUAGGAUAAGGAGCUGCAGAGAGAAGUCAAGGCACCAGCUUACGAGAACAGGAAUUGAAAGCUGGGAAGGAAGAAAAUAAAGUUAGAGCAUUGGGAUCUUUUAAGAGUCCACCUUCUAUGAGUGAAGAUGUCCAAGGGUGCAAGGAUUUAGGAACACAAUGUGAAGGAAGACUUCUUCAGCUCCCAUCCUUCAGAAGUGCUGAGAGCUGGAGACCCAGACACAACCUGAGAAUGAGACGAAGGAAAAUUGUAGUUGCAGGCGGCUUCUGCCUGUCCUUCUUCCUUGGCACUUUGUUGAAUUUACUAUGUGUCCCCGGCUUUGACCAUAAUCAUCACUUACAGGAUAGAGGGACUCCUGUACCUUUGGGACAAUCUUGGCAAGACAAUGAGAUAUCUAUGGACCUACUAAAGCAACUGCAGGAUAGGUACCAGGAGGUGAUCCGUUAUAGAGAACAUCAGGUUCCGGUGUCGGCUACAGAAAGGCUUCUGAGACCCUUAGAGCGGAGACUCAUGGACCUGGCCCAGCAAUCCUCUUCUGAACAUAACCAGAAAUUGGAAAGCCCAAAGAGAUCCAGUUCUGAUCAGGACAUAUUAUCGCAGUCACAUCCUAGUUCAAAAAUUGAUCUGUCCCUACAGCCACCUUUGUUGGGUUGCCAGGACAUUAGUAAGGGAAACAGCGUACGGUAUUUGGGCUCGGGCUACACGAAAGCUGUUUAUAAAUUGGUGUUGAAUGACACUGUGUCGGUAGCACUGAAAUCUGUCGAUUUUGGGGGACACGACAUACAAAAUUGCCUUAAACGUUACAGAACUUUGGAAGAUUGCUAUAGGUUGGCAUCCUUCAAGAUUGUCAAAGAAAUGAUCUUGCUGCAAAGACUUCAGCAUCCAAACAUCCUUCAGCUUUAUGGAUACUGUUAUCAAGAGAACAAUGACAUAUCUGAUACUCUGACAACUAUCAUUGAACUGGGUUCUCCCCUAGAGAUGAUUCAGCUCUUACAAUCUUCUUGGGAGGACAGAUUUCGAAUUUGCCUCAGCUUAGUACGGUUGUUGCAUUACCUGGCCCACUCCCCUCUUGGCUCCAUUACUCUGUUGGAUUUUCGCCCUCGUCAGUUUGUAAUUGUUGAUGGCGAAUUGAAAGUGACCGACUUAGAUGAUGCAAGCAUGGAGGAGACACCAUGUGCAAGCAAUGAGGACUGUUUCAUGGAAUUCCCUGCAAGGAACUUUACACUUCAAUGUUCUGUUGAAGGAAAAUGUCAAAGCAUGAAUGAGAAGAGGAACCUCUAUAACGCCUACAGGUUUUUCUUCACUUACCUCCUUCCUCACAGUGCGCCACCUUCCCUCAGGCCAUUGCUGGAUGUUAUAGUGAAUGCAACAGGCGAACUGCGCUGGGGAAUCGAUGAAACUGCUGCACAGUUUGAAAAGGCCCUUUACUUAUACAAGAGCGGCUUAUACCUGUCAAAUGUUACACAUGUACCUACAGCUGAAUAUAAGCAAGUGGAAGAUGUUUCAAUACUUGACGAAGACUACAGAUGUUGGCCAUCAUACCAUCAUAAUGGAUGUCUCCUUUCCGUGUUCAAUAUAAAUGAAGCCAUAGAAGUUUGUGAAAGCCAUUCACAGUGCAAAGCUUUUAUUUGGAUGAAUCAGACAACCUGGACUGGGCGGCAACUUGUCUUCUUCAAAACAGGCUCAAAAAAUGUUGUGCCUGAUGAGAACAAAAUAACCUACCUGAAAAUGACUGCUUGACGGAAGUGAUCCAAUUAUGGUCAUUUAGAAUGGAUUGAAUCGGAGAAAAAUGCACUAUUAUUCAUUCUAAUUUCUAGAGUGCUAUUCAAAUUUACCUGAAUUUACCAGGGUGGAUGUGCAAUAAUUAGCAUUUUUUUUAAAAUGUGAUUUGAAAGACAAAACAAUGUGACACACUGUUAGAAAUGAAGAUAAUGAAUAUAGUGAUUAUCUUUAACUGUAUAUAGUGCUAUUUCUGCAGUGAAGAAGAUUGGCAUUUGGUGAUAUAUGGAUUGACACCAAUGUCAGUAGGCUGCUGGCUUUUCAUUCUGUGUGACUGUCCAAUGGUGCACUGGCAAUUUGUGCCUAGUGUGUAAUAUUUCCUCUUUUUUCUACAGGGAUGAAUAAUUAUUUGUUAUGUUAUACGUGUGUGUUACUUUAAUUGUAAAUUAUGAGAUUUCAAUGAUAAAACAUCUUAAUUUAAGAUGUUGAACCCUGGGAAUUCUAGCAAAACAAAGCCAUAACUCAUAUGUGUCAAGACAUCCAAAGAGGUAUAAAACCAUUAUAUGGAUAAAAAAAAAUUGACCCAUAUAAUGGUUUUAUACAAAACUCCUAUACAAAGUCCAAGUACUUGUUAAAGGGGUUCUCUCAUCAUGGACAAUGUGGGCAUAUCGCUUGGAUAUGCUCCCAUUGUCUUAUAGGUCCGGGUCCCACCGUUGGGACUUGCACCUAUAUCGAG
Bufo bufo (common toad) is the source of this 2603-nucleotide messenger RNA. RefSeq names its product protein kinase domain containing, cytoplasmic (gene PKDCC). Gene Ontology annotation, biological process: protein phosphorylation. Gene Ontology annotation, molecular function: non-membrane spanning protein tyrosine kinase activity; ATP binding. The coding region runs from base 266 to 1888 and encodes 540 amino acids. NCBI's taxonomy places the organism in Eukaryota, Metazoa, Chordata, Amphibia, Anura, Bufonidae. The record is from RefSeq and is a predicted model, not a curated record. The transcript is spliced from 7 exons.